Messenger RNA from Diplodia corticola, 756 nucleotides. Its product is annotated as extracellular scp domain protein. The record is from RefSeq and is a predicted model, not a curated record. The coding region runs from base 1 to 756 and encodes 251 amino acids. The transcript is spliced from 2 exons. NCBI's taxonomy places the organism in Eukaryota, Fungi, Ascomycota, Dothideomycetes, Botryosphaeriales, Botryosphaeriaceae. Gene Ontology annotation, cellular component: extracellular region.
AUGGCCCGGCUUCGCCUCAAGUUGCUGCUCCUCUCAGCGUUGCUCACACGGCCUACGCAAUCAACAACAACAACAACUCUUCGGCACACGUCAACAAUCACCAUCGUGCAAACGAUUCAUGCCUCGGCCGCGACGGCGACGGCAUCAGCCACGACCGACGAGCAUUCCUACACGGAUGACGGCGUUUUCAAGAGCACUGUGCUGAACAUCUCCAACACCGUGCGCCAGAACUACAACGCCAGCGCGCUGUUGUGGAACAACACGCUCGCAGACUACGCGCAAGCCUGGUCCGAAGGCUGCCGGUUCGAACACUCGAAUGGGCCAUACGGCGAGAACCUGGCGGCAACCUAUCCCUCGGCUGCGGACGCCGUCACGGCUUGGGCCAACGAGUCGCAGCACUUCACCUUCGCGGACCCAGGCUUCAGCGAAGGCACGGGCCACUUCUCGCAGAUGGUGUGGAAAGGCACGGCGGCAAUGGGCUGCGGGAGGACCAACUGCGGCAGCGUGGACGAGGGAGGAGACGGCGACGACGCCGACGCCGACGGCUGGUAUGUCGUGUGCAGCUACUGGCCCCGAGGAAAUGUGCUCGGCCAGUUCGCUGCAAACGUCGACGCGGCGGUGGACGGGAGUGGGAGUUCUUGGGACGAAGAGGGCAUGAUAGCGAAGAGCAAGAGCGGCGUGGCAAGGGCCGACGUGCGGAGGGGGCUGCUGGGGGUGCAGCUGCUGGCGCUGGCAAGCUGGGCGGCGCUGGCAUGA